UAUUUGAAGUCUCGGCCGAGUGUGGCUGUGACGAGGAAGUCACCGCUGACAGCGACGAGACUGCACUAGUACAUUCGUCCAGCCUCGACUAGUAGCCUCGACUAGUCCGCUCGGAUGGUGGGUUGAGCCAGCCACAGUCUCAUCUCUCUCUUUUGCUGGCUGUCUUGCUGACACUGCUCGCCCGUUGUCGUGGUGACAAUGUUCCGUGGGGCGGAUGGAGCAGCGGAUGGACCGGGCCGAAACGCUACGCUGACGCCAGGAGGCCGCUAAAGCUUUGCAGGAUGGACAAGGAGGCAGUUGGUUCGAGCACAUCAGAACGUGGACUGACCUCCUCUGACACAUCCUCAUCCCCGGGUGCGCCGGCGCCGCCCCGCCUCACCCCCAACCCCAUGCUGCUGCUGGACUCGCCGGUUCCCCUGCAGACACCUGUCACCUCCUCCCCGCCACCACCGCUCACCCCAGCGCCCUCCCUCUCCGCACCCAAAAUGGUGGCGGCAGCGUCUCGGACUUCCUCUCCUCACAUCCUGGUCCCCGUGCCCCCCAAACUGAUCACCACGGCGAGCCCUGCCCUUCGCACAUAUCCUCGCCCCAUUCUUCCCUGCGCCUCCAAAACCACCCCGCAUACCUCGUCGUCUUCUGCAGAAGACGGCACUUCUUCUGCGUUGUCAUCAACGUCCACCUUGUCACCCAAGAUGUCCAGCACGCUGACCAAUGGGAGCGCAAGGAGCGUUCCCACACCCAUCUGCAACACCAUCACGCCCUUCCACACACCCGCCAGUCCACCUGGAAGACAGGUAGCGCAACGCUCUCCCCUGCAGGAACAUGCGACACUGCCUCACCCGGCGAGCUCGCUGGGCCCCCCUGCUGCCAGGCACAGGACUUCCCAGCAGGCUUUGCUCCUGGGAAAAAGUCUCAAAGGCCCCGGACAAGAGCAGGUGCUGCUCAGAGCUCAGAUGUUGAUUCUCACAUCUGCUAUGCGGGCUGGCCCUUCCUCCUCUUCCCCCCCCUCCGCCCAGGUGAGCAACGCGGGCAUGCCAAGCGUGAAGCCCCCUGCCUCGGCCCCACCUCCGCUCUCUCGCCCGCAGACGGCACUCUUCCCUCUUCUGAGGCCGCGCCCCCCGUCCGCGCCCGGCCGACACCUGGCAGUGCCGCCUCCAACGCUCUACUCACCGGUCCGAGCCGUCCCCCUGCGGCCCAAACUUCAGUCCGCGCAAGCACCGUCGCCAUGCCUUCCUUCUGCUCUCCAGACGCCGCCGGCCAGCCGGCCCCAGACAGGGGUCAGCAUCCUUCCCGCAACCGCCCCUCUGCCCGCCGCGUCGUCCUCGGAGACGGCGCCGUCCGCAUCCCGGCGACUACAAAUCAUCGCUCUCUCCUCGGCUUGGCCACCGCCGCCUUUCGCCAAAAACGCGCGGCCGACUUUGAGCAGACGGGAAGCGCUUCCGCCUCCUCAAAUCGCCGCUUCGCCUCCCCGUCAGAAGGAGAGCGACGCUCUGCAGGGAGGCCUCAGAGACAUCCAAGUGGCUGAAAAUGACCAAAGAAAGGAAGCUGAGGAGGAAUCGAACGCGACGGAGGCGGAGAAGGAUGCCGACCUCCUGCAGCGAGGCCAAAUGGAUGUGACGGAGGAAGGUCACGGUGUCGCAACGGCGCACGGCGACCGGGAACACCCCAUGGAGCUCCAAGAGGAAGGGGACAGUCAGCCACAAACACUCAAAGAGGAAAAAAAAGCAAAAUCGCACGUCAGAGAGACUUCACUUCCGGAAGAACUUCCCGUCCGGCAUCUGGAAGCGCUUCCUGUCCCACAUCCGCCUCCAGAGCCUGGCGUGAACGCCAUCAGACUACCGGAGCUUCCUGGAGACAAGGCGAGCAAGGAGGAACUCUGUGAUGACAUCAGUGACGAUAAAAACGACAACAUCAAUGAGAACGUGUCCGCGCACUCUGACAACCACUCAGCGUUGUCCAGCCUGUCGUCGCAGUCUCCGCCGUCGUCCCCGAUGACUGAUCCCGCCUCUCACGCUGCCGCCCAGCCGCUCAACCUCAGCCAAUCGCAUCGGGCCGUGGGCGACGGGAGUCGGGGGGCGGGCCAAACCCCGACGGAAGUGGAGCCGCCUCUCGACCGGUCGGAAGACGAGGUCGAGGGCCGAGCGCCGGACGGGCCGUGGGAGUCGAGGGCGUGGCCUGAAGGCAGGGACGUCUUGACGCACGUGGUCGAAGGCUUCGUCAUCCAGGAAGGACUGCAACCCUUUCCUGUGAACCGCUCGUCGCUGCUGUUGCUUCCUACGCCGCCGCAGGUGCAGAAAGUGAACGGGAGCGAGGGCCAAGCGGCCGUCACGGUAACCGAGGAAUCGACGGAACGCUGGGAACAUUUGACAGACUCGCAAGACGAGGACGGCAAAGACGAACAACAACAUGCAACGCGCGCUUCCCAUUGCGAGCGCGCCGUCCUCCACUGCCAGUUCUGUGGCAAGAGAGGCCACGCCCACAACUUCAUGCGCUCCAAACGCUUCUGCUCCACUUCCUGCGCUCGCGGGUUCAACGUUCGCCUGACGAAGCGCCUGCGAGCGCUGAGCGCCGGCAGCCGCGCGGAGAAGCCGCCCCGACCGGUCCUCAACAGGGCGCAGUCCGUCCCGGGGAAACCGAUCCUGCUCAGACUGCCUCGCGAUCUAUGGAGCGCCGGACGCAGAGACAAGGAAACCAAGGAGGACAAGAAGGUCGUGGCGACGGAGGAGGAGGAGGAGGAGGAGGAGGACAUGGAGGCAGCUGGUGAGGAGGAAGACCAGGAGGACGAAGGGACGGAGGAACCAGCGGUUGCCGUGACAACAAGGAUGGAGAGUCCGGCAGCAGAGAGAGCGAGGACGUCGACGACAUCGGCCGUGGCGAUGGUCACCGCGUCCACGCCCACGAGCACCUUUAAGCCCGAGCCCUCGCAGUGGACCGUCGAGGAUGUCACGGCCUUCAUACACACACUGCCUGGCUGCGGAGAGGUUUCGGCGGCUUUCCGUCUUCAGGAGAUCGACGGCCAAGCGUUGCUUCUGCUGACUGAAGAACAUCUGAUGGGCAGCAUGAACAUCAAACUGGGACCCGCGCUCAAGAUCUGCGCGCACAUCAACGCGCUCAAGAACCCGUAAGGAGCGCAACCGCCGCGACCAAGGAGGACGCGUGUAGCACGAGGCACAUCAAUCUGAAGGCGAAUAAUAAUGGGAGUCAUUUUGUGUAUAAGCUGCUGAAGACUUGAAGGAUUUUCAACAUUUAAUAUAUCAAAUUUGUCUAUUUAGUUUUUUUAGAAUGUGUAGUCCAAGACAAAUCUAUGCCGUAGCUCACAUAACCACUGUGUAUGUGUGUGUGUGUAAAAAUAUGACAAAAAAAUCAAAAUAAUGAAAGGUGACCUUUGUACGUGAUUGCUGAAAAUGUGAUGUUUUAUAUUCCCCACCAACAGAAAACAAACCUGCACUCUUAAACUGUCACAUUUUUAUGAUAUACUGCUUGGAAAUAUUUAAUAAAAGCAAUUCAUCUUA
Molecule: messenger RNA, 3512 nt
Organism: Hippocampus comes (tiger tail seahorse)
Lineage: Eukaryota; Metazoa; Chordata; Actinopteri; Syngnathiformes; Syngnathidae
Product: polyhomeotic-like protein 3
Exons: 11
Coding region: 282-3125 (947 amino acids)
Biological process (GO): negative regulation of DNA-templated transcription
Cellular component (GO): PRC1 complex; nucleus
Molecular function (GO): histone binding; zinc ion binding; chromatin binding
Source: RefSeq, a predicted model, not a curated record